GUGACGACAGGCGAUGUUUGUUGUCAUAUCUGUUUUUGUUGUGAAGAGCAAAGGCGAGGAUCAUCUUUGCUCGGAUGGACCUAUGGUGAACAUUAUAGAGAGGUAGAAUGUAAAACACCAUGGCUGGUUUUGAAACGUACCAGGAGUAUCAGCGAAUAGAAGAUUAUGAGGAAGACUCCCCUCCAGGAGAGGAAGAUUUACUCAUCCAUGUGCCAGAGGGAAGAGGAGACCCAUGGCAUCAUAUCAAGAACCUCGACAAUUUCUUCACAAGAAUCUAUCAUUUCCAUCAGAAGAAUGGAUUUGCCUGUAUGGUGUUAUCAGAGUUUUUUGAACUUGUGCAAUUCCUGUUUGUAGUCACGUUUACAACUUUCCUCUUCAACUGUGUGGAAUAUGAUGUUCUCUUUGCCAACCGAGUGAUCAACCACACGGGUCAGAGUCCACUCGGUCCACUGGACAGGAACAAGGUCACCCUUCCUGAUGCGAUUUUACCCGGCGAGCAGUGCACUGAGAGGAUUCAAGGAAACAGCUGGAUCAUCUUCCUCUUGAUAAUGGCGGCCAUUUUCUGGCUCUAUCGACUCGUGAAGGUGAUCUGCAACGUCCUCAGCUACUGGGAGAUCCGACAGUUUUAUAAAAAAGCACUGAAAAUACAGAUGGAUGAGCUGUGCAACUUCACGUGGCAAGAAGUUCAAGGCCGUUUGAUUCACCUGCAGCGUGAGCAGCCCAUGUGCGUCCAGAAGCGUGAACUUUCCGAACUAGACAUCUACCACCGCAUCCUGCGCUUUAAAAACUACACGGUGGCCAUGAUCAACAAGUCCCUGCUGCCCGUCAGACUGCGUGUGCCCUUCUUCAGUGACAUGAUCUUCCUCACGCAGGGCCUAAAAUACAAUUUUGAGCUCAUUCUGUUCUGGGGCCCUCUGUCACUCUUCCAGAACAAGUGGAGUCUGCAUCCCAAAUACAAACGGGCGGCAAACCGGCAGGAGCUCGCCAAGCAGCUCAGCCGCAUCAUCCUGUUGACUGGUCUGGUCAAUCUGCUGCUGUGUCCCUUCGUGCUGGUGUGGCAGGUGCUGUACGCGUUCUUUAGCUACGCUGAAGUCAUCAAACGUGAGCCGGGAAGUUUGGGGGCCCGGCGCUGGUCUCUGUACGGCCGUCUCUACCUGCGCCACUUUAACGAGCUGGAUCACGAGCUGCAAGGACUCUCUUACAGGUCGUUUAUUCCAGAUGAACAUAUGGUGUGGUGUCCUGAACAGCUGCUUCAGUGUGUCCUGGCCCACAUUCACUACAUGCCCGACCACUGGAAGGGCAACGCCAACAAGAGCGAGACCCGCGACGAGAUGGCACAGCUUUUCCAGUAUAAAGCGGUCUUUAUAUUGGAGGAGCUUCUGAGUCCCAUAAUUACCCCCUUCAUCCUCAUCUUCCCCCUGCGGAGCAAGUCCUUAGAAAUCAUCGACUUCUUCCGCAACUUCACCGUCGAUGUGGCAGGGGUGGGAGACAUUUGCUCAUUCGCCCAGAUGGACAUCCGGCGCCAUGGAAAUCCACAGUGGAUGUCCGAAGGUCAGACCGAGGCCUCGGUGUACCAACAGGCUGAGAACGGGAAGACGGAGCUGUCUCUGAUGCAUUUCACCAUCAAAAACCCGCGCUGGCAGCCGCCGCAGGAGAGCUCCGUGUUCAUCAGCCACCUGAAGGAGAAGGUGCAUCAGGACGCUCAGACAGGACCAUCUCCUCAGCUGCUGCUGUCCGAGGCUCCUCUCUGCACCUCGCUGCUGUCCAACGAGUCUGCCACGGUUCCUGAUAACCUGUUAGCCAGUGUGCUGGCUCACCCCGUACUGACCGCCUCCGGACUGCCUGGGAGGAACCGCCGCUUCGUCCCGCCGAGCAGCACAGCUUCAGCUGCCGCUAGUGUCCUGGCGUCCCUUUCGUCGUCUCAGCAGCCUCACGCCGGCCGGUCUCACUCACACACUCUCCUGCCAUCCCGACAGAGCCAUGACAGCACCAUGUACUGCAGCGACCACACUGUGGGCGACAGCAUGUCUGCAAGUGACUCCAGGCUACUCAGCCAGUCUUAUUCGGCUCUGGCGUCAGAGUUUGCAUCAGCCGAGAUGAGCCUGCACGCUAUAUACAUGCACGAGGUGCAUCAGCAAAAGACCCAGCAUGCAUCUGGACCGUUUCAGGCCUCUGUGCCAAUGAGGGAGUUGAGCACCAACAGUGCUCAAGGUCCUCAGAUACAGUCCGCACAGACAGUCACAGACAGUCACCGCUUGGGCGGCUGGGCUGAAGAGGAAGAGGAGGAGCAGGUGGACGAGGAAGAGAUAAAUACCAGCCCUGUGCCGGAUCAGACCAGCAGAGGGAGCAGCUGAAGUGCCUUCAACCUGUACAUUUUUGUUCAUUUCUAGGAGUUGUGGCCUUCCUUUGGUUUGACACCCUUUGAUCAAGCAUGUUGGGACGCCACACCGAGCAUGUCGCUCAAGGAGCUCGUCGGAGCCGUUCGGUUCUCUGGACGCAGAGGAACUGUGACGUAACGGGCUGCCACUUCCCCUCCCUCGUCACGUCAGUUACAUUUACAUUUCAGACUGCUGUGUGUUUGUUUUGUUUAUGACACAACAGGGUGACACUUGUUUUACAGUAUUUAUUUCCAUUUCAUUUUGUUUUAUUUGGGUUCGAGCAAGUUACAUUUUCCGCGUCUCUGAUUCGAAGGCGAGUCGGGCAGUAUUUACUUUUGAAGCGCUGCCUCGGUUUGCAGGAUAAAAACAUCCUUUUAUCGUAGUAUUGCUAGUUUCAUUUUUGCAUUACAGCAUCGGCGGACAGAAAAUAUCACUGAAUGUAAAAUCAUACCAGUUGCCUCGUGGAAAAAAAAAAUUGUCUCAAAGUUAUAAAACAUGAUUUUUUUUUUUUCUUAAAGAAAAUAUAAUAUAGACUUGGGGAUAAUUUUCGCCUAAAGAAAAAUUGUAUUUAAAUUAAAAGUCAUUCGCAUUUGCAGACGUUUUGACAAAUCUUAACAAUAACCUCUUAGCCUGAGAUUAAAAAAAGGUUACAUUUAAAUGAGAAAAAAGAUUUUAGCAAUAAAACUCAUCACGCUUUACCAAAAAGUAUUUGAUGUAGAAGCAAACGCACAAAACGAAUUAAAUUUGUCAUGUCUGUCAUGACAAAUAUAUUAAAACAUCUUAGACCAUACGACGUCAUAUGACUGCAUUAAAGGAUUUUUAUUUAAAUUAUUCUAAAGCUUAUAAGAAGGAUUAACUACCAAACUUAAAAGAGUUAAUGUGGAAAACCCGAUAAACUUAUUCAAAUGAAAGCAUUUAAAAAAAAAAAAGCCAGACAUUAAUCCCAGUUCACAGCCAUUGAAAUAUUAUUUCUAGACUACUUGUUCAGCUCGUAAACCGCAGAUUAGCACAUUAUUUAACCACUUAAGAAGUUCAAAUGAAACACUUUAAGGUUAAAGUCAGUUUGAAGGUGUUAGUGUUGUUUUUGAGCUCGGUUUAGGAUUUGUGCUCUGUACCCAACCGAUAACAGUCUCUUCCAGCGUGUUGAAUUAAAUAUUACACAUCUGACAGAUGAUCUUUCAAGCCGAAUCCCAGAAUUCAUCAGUUUAAGCAGUUAAUGUCGUGUGUCCGAGUCCGUGUCAACCCAAACCUGAAGGGUAUGAGUUUGUGUGUUGCCUGCGUUAAGAGUUCAGUCAGGUUUCAAACUAGAAUCUCCCGUUGUCCAGAACAAAAUAGUUGUAACUAAUGUGCUUUCUCAAAGCGCAGGAACGUUCGUCUCUGUAAUAUAUCACUACCAUGAGAGCCUAAGGGCUUUUGACAGUUUACACAUGGUAUAUGACACUCUGGUCAGAGAUAUAGCCACAAUUCAUGUGAAACACUGAACUUCCUGUGCAUCUACUUGAAAUACUGCAGUUAGAGAGUAGCUUCAAGCGUAGUUCGUAAAGAUAACGGCAUCCAUAUCACACCCACUGAAAUACCUCCGGAUGUACCUUAAGACCGUGUAUGUACAGUAUUUAUUUGUGUGGGAUGUUAUUGAACGAACAGCAUCAGGAUGUAGUUGCAGACGUGUUGUUUGCAGUGUUCCAGGAUUGAAGGGUUUUUCCACACAAGACUGAACUGCGUAAGUGAAACACAUUGUUUUACAGCUCUGUUGUCUUAAUGUUCCGUUUAAACAGUCUGGGGUCGGACUGUGCCAGGUGCUAUAUAUAUAUAUAUAUAUAUAUAUAUGAAUAUUUAAUUUGUUUCGAUAUUUAUCGCUUUUUGUUGGAUUUUGACUUUUUUGUCUGAUCAAAAUAACACUAUCAAAAAAUAAACCAUAGCAAAACCGGGAUUUGCUUUCUUGGUCUAUCUUUGCAAGCACUAGUGCUAUUCUAGUAUUACUUGUAAACAAUUGUAGUAUUUAUUCAUGUUUUUAAUUAUUCUUUACUGCUAUAUUUUUAAUAACAGCACUGUCAGGCACAUAUGACUAUAGGACAAUAAAACACAAACAUAUAAACAGACAAAAGCAGCACUGGAUCACAUACAGAAUCAACAGACAGACAACAUGUUAAGAGAUGGUUAAAUAUAUUAUGUUUAUUAUACUGGUUCAUUUACAUGUCACAACUCUCUGUUUUAAAAUUGUGAUACCUGUACUAGAAAUCCCAUUGUAGUUUAUAUAAAACGAUACAAUAAUACAUUGUAGCUGAAGUGCAGGAAACAUGAUGGAAGAUGAUAUUUGCCUUUUACCAUAUUGCAAUGUACUGUAGUGAAGCUGAAGCACCCCAAAACGUACUUGGACACUCAAAAAUGUUACUGCAUUAGAACUAAAUAGCUUUUUUUAACUAAUUUUUCAACCAACAGGCCCCAAGGUGUUUUUUAGUUCAUCACAUUAAGAUAUGAAACCCCUUUUGUCUUCAUUUUGCAUGGUGUAUCUAUUGGUUUACCAUUUAACACCUAACAACUUCAUUUUGUGACAUGUUUCGCUUUGAACGUGUGUUUGUGCUAUAUUUCUUUAAAAUAAA
Sinocyclocheilus anshuiensis is the source of this 4978-nucleotide messenger RNA. RefSeq names its product autophagy-related protein 9A-like. Lineage: Eukaryota; Metazoa; Chordata; Actinopteri; Cypriniformes; Cyprinidae. The transcript has 15 exons. Bases 120 to 2354 code for a protein of 744 amino acids. Gene Ontology annotation, cellular component: autophagosome; phagophore assembly site. Gene Ontology annotation, biological process: reticulophagy; protein localization to phagophore assembly site; autophagy of mitochondrion. The record is from RefSeq and is a predicted model, not a curated record.